This is a messenger RNA of Myotis brandtii (Brandt's bat), 2537 nucleotides long. RefSeq names its product integrator complex subunit 10 (gene INTS10). The transcript is spliced from 16 exons. Bases 300 to 2300 code for a protein of 666 amino acids. Gene Ontology annotation, cellular component: integrator complex. Gene Ontology annotation, biological process: snRNA processing. Lineage: Eukaryota; Metazoa; Chordata; Mammalia; Chiroptera; Vespertilionidae. The record is from RefSeq and is a predicted model, not a curated record.
CUCCCCGCCCCGUCCUCCCACGCCUUCCCAAGCCUUCUUCCCCGACGCCAGCGCCUGCAGACCCCGCGAACGCCCUGGAGCUCGGGUCUGGUGGGAGGUGUGGCGCGCGUUGAAUGCUGUGUGGCCCCGACCGCACACCGACGCCUCUAGGAAAGGCUCCGAUCGUUCCUGUAUCAUGAUGGCAGCCGUCUGUUCAGCGCCUUCUACUUUUAAGACAUUAUUGCACUGACCCCGGGAACCCAGCCCUGCGGCCCGGCGGGGGCGGGGGCCUGACGGUCUGGUCUGUGUUGCAGUACGAGAUGUACACCAUCGAGCGGAACGCGGAGCGCACCGCCACCGCGGGGAGGCUGCUGUACGACAUGUUUGUGAAUUUCCCAGAUCAGCCGGUGGUAUGGAGAGAAAUCAGCAUUAUCACAUCAGCAUUAAGGAACGAUUCACAGGAUAAACAAACCCAAUUUUUAAGAAGUUUAUUUGAAACUCUUCCUGGUCGGGUCCAGUGUGAAAUGUUACUCAAGGUCACGGAACAAUGCUUCAACACCUUGGAACGAUCAGAAAUGCUGCUGCUCCUUCUGAGACGCUUCCCUGAAACAGUGGUGCAGCAUGGGGUUGGUCUUGGGGAGGCACUGCUAGAGGCUGAAACCAUUGAAGAACAAGAAUCUCCUGUUAACUGCUUUAGAAAAUUAUUUGUUUGUGAUGUCCUUCCUCUAAUUAUUAACAACCAUGAUGUUCGGUUGCCUGCCAAUUUAUUAUACAAGUACUUGAACAAAGCAGCUGAAUUUUAUAUCAAUUAUGUCACCAGGUCUACUCAGGUAGAGAAUCAGCAUCAAGGUGUGCAAGAAACAUCUGAUUUAAUGUCACCUAGCAAACGUAGCUCUCAGAAGUACAUAAUAGAAGGAUUGACUGAAAAAUCAUCCCAGAUUGUGGACCCUUGGGAGAGGUUGUUUAAGAUUUUGAAUGUUGUUGGAAUGAGAUGUGAAUGGCAGAUGGAUAAAGGAAGACGAAGCUAUGGUGAUACUUUGCAUAGAAUGAAGGAUCUCUGCAGAUACAUGAACAACUUUGAUAAUGAAGCUCAUGCAAAAUAUAAAAACCAAGUGGUUUAUUCCACUAUGUUGGUCUUCUUUAAGAAUGCAUUCCAGUAUGUCAAUAGCAUACAGCCAUCUCUCUUCCAAGGUCCUAAUGCCCCAAGCCAAGUUCCACUGGUUCUCCUGGAGGAUGUAUCAAAUGUGUAUGGUGAUAUAGAAAUUGACCGUAAUAAACACAUACAUAAAAAGAGGAAACUGGCAGAAGGAAGAGAAAAGCCCAUGCAGAGUUCCGACGACGAGGACUGUUCAGCAAAAGGAAGGAAUCGUCACAUUGUCAUCAAUAAAGCAGAACUUGCGAACUCAAUUGAGGUGUUAGAAAGCUUUAAGUUGGCCAGGGAGAGCUGGGAGUUGCUCUAUUCCCUAGAAUUCCUUGACAAGGAAUUUACACGAAUUUGUUUGGCAUGGAAGACGGAUACUUGGCUUUGGUUAAGAAUCUUCCUCACUGAUAUGAUCAUCUAUCAGGGUCAAUAUAAAAAGGCAAUAGCCAGCCUGCAUCACUUAGCAGCUCUCCAGGGAUCACUUCCUCAGCCACAGCUCACGGGACAGGGAACCUUGGAGCAUCAGAGGGCGCUCAUCCAGCUGGCCACUUGCCACUUUGCUCUAGGGGAGUACAGAAUGACAUGUGAAAAAGUCCUGGAUUUGAUGUGCUACAUGGUGCUCCCCAUUCAAGAUGGAGGCAAAUCACAGGAAGAACCUUCAAAAGUAAAGCCCAAAUUUAGAAAAGGUUCAGACCUGAAGCUUCUGCCUUGUACCAGCAAGGCUAUCAUGCCGUACUGCCUGCAUUUAAUGCUAGCUUGUUUUAAGCUUAGAGCUUUCACGGACAGCAGGGAUGACAUGGCUCUGGGGCAUGUGAUCGUAUUGCUUCAGCAGGAGUGGCCUCGGGGAGAGAAUCUUUUCUUGAAAGCUGUCAAUAAGAUUUGCCAACAAGGAAAUUUCCAAUAUGAGAAUUUUUUCAAUUAUGUUACAAAUAUUGACAUGCUGGAGGAAUUUGCCUACCUAAGAACUCAGGAAGGUGGGAAAAUCCAUCUGGAAUUACUGCCCAAUCAAGGAAUGCUGAUCAAGCACCACACAAUCACUCGGGGCAUCACCAAGGGCGUGAAGGAGGACUUCCGCCUGGCCAUGGAGCGCCAGGUGUCCCGCUGUGGAGAGAACUUGAUGGUGGUGCUGCACAGGUUCUGCAUCAACGAGAAGAUCUUGCUUCUGCAGACUCUGACCUGACGGGAGCCCUUUCCGCCAGAGACGAUACAAAAAUUUGGGGGAGACGUGAAGCCUUGAUAAAUGUCGCUUUACACCUCUUAAAACGAAGAAAUCCACCUAGGUUCUAACUCCUUGGUUACUUAAAAAUAGUUCCCGAAAGCCUGAGAAGCUACUUCUAUUUUUUAAAAGUCACUUUUUUUGGUAAUUUUUGUAAAACAAAAGAAUCUGUUUUGUAAAUUAAAAAAUCAUCCCAAAUUU